CCCGCCGCCACCCGGGACCCCCGCCGCCCCGGCCCCGCCGCCACCCGGGACCCCCGCCGCCCCGGCCCCGCCGCCACCCCGGGACCCCGCCGCCCCGGCCCCGCCGCCGCUCAAGAUGCCCGGCGGCUGCGCCCUCCUCCUCGCCUGGCUGCUCCUCGCCGCGGCCCUUUCGGCCACCCCGGGGCUCGGGUCGCCGGUGAAGGAAAAGAGAGGCUGGACCCUGAACAGUGCUGGCUACCUUCUUGGUCCACAUGCCAUUGACAACCACAGAUCAUUUCAGGAGAAGCCUGGCCUCACGGGCAAGCGGGAACUCCCACCUGAAGACGAAGCAAGGCCAGGGGGCUUUGCCAGGCCGCUGUCCGAGAAGGCUGCCCUGCGCAUGAUAAUCGAGUUUCUGACUUUUUUGCAUCUCAAAGGGCCGAUCCUGGGAGUGCCCCCGGAGGAUGCACCCCGACGCUCUGGCCUGUGUGCUGGGCUGUCACCGUCCCUGGUGCAGGCGUUAGGGCUCCGCUAAGUGCGCUCCUUUGUUGCAGAGGCCGG
Messenger RNA from Mirounga angustirostris (Northern elephant seal), 540 nucleotides. It is a transcript of the gene GAL, whose product is annotated as galanin and GMAP prepropeptide. The transcript has 6 exons. Gene Ontology annotation, cellular component: secretory granule; extracellular region. Gene Ontology annotation, molecular function: galanin receptor binding; neuropeptide hormone activity. The record is from RefSeq and is a predicted model, not a curated record. The coding region runs from base 116 to 514 and encodes 132 amino acids. Gene Ontology annotation, biological process: neuropeptide signaling pathway. NCBI's taxonomy places the organism in Eukaryota, Metazoa, Chordata, Mammalia, Carnivora, Phocidae.